CCACGUCGCAACACUCUCUACAAACGCUCAACGUUAAGCCACGUCAUCACCAAAAUCCUUCUCGCCGCCCUUGCUCCCAAACAUCAUUCUCCACGGCACGAAAAAUAAUACCCGAUUAUCAAGCAAUAUAAAUACACAAGAACCCCAGACAAUCAAAUCUGAGGCUCCUCUCACAAAUAUCCAUUUUCGUCUAAGGGAAAAAGAAGUCCUACGUGGCGUUUUCAUUUCCCAUUUCCCUUUCUCCUUGGUCCCUAUUGUUCUGUUCUGGUCCUUUCUCAACUAUGGCAACCGGGCUGUUGAGGAGGUCUCUGUCUAGGGUUCCAUCGUCCUCGGCUUCUAAGCUGGCCCUAAUCCGGGCCCACGCGUCGGAGGCUGAAGCCCAGCAGGUCGAUGCCAAGGCCCGCGGCACCUCCACGAUGAAGACGUUCCAAAUCUACCGUUGGAACCCGGACAGCCCGUCGAAGCCGGAGCUGAAGAACUACGAGAUCAACCUCAAGGAGUGUGGGCCCAUGGUCCUAGACGCCCUCAUCAAGAUCAAGAACGAGAUCGACCCGUCGCUCACGUUCCGCAGGUCGUGCCGGGAGGGGAUCUGUGGUUCUUGCGCGAUGAACAUCGACGGUUGCAACGGCCUCGCGUGCCUGACGAAGAUCCCUUCGUCUAACGCAUCGACGAUCACACCGCUGCCGCAUAUGUUCGUGAUAAAGGAUUUGGUGGUAGAUAUGACUAAUUUCUAUAACCAGUACAAGAGCAUCGAACCGUGGCUGAAGAGGAAGAACCCACCGUCGGUGCCAGGGAAGGAGAUCCUUCAGAGCAAGAAGGACCGCUCCAAGCUUGAUGGGAUGUAUGAGUGUAUACUGUACCUUUUUUUUUUUUUUAAUUUAAGAACUGUUAGGUGGAUAAGUGACAGUCGCGACGAGUACACUAAGGAGAGAUUGGAGGCCAUUAAUGAUGAAUUCAAGCUCUAUCGCUGCCACACCAUAUUGAAUUGUGCUCGUGCUUGCCCAAAGGGUUUGAACCCCGGAAAGCAAAUCCAACAUAUCAAGUCACUUCAGCCCAAAGCUUGA
Molecule: messenger RNA, 1064 nt
Organism: Arachis ipaensis
Lineage: Eukaryota; Viridiplantae; Streptophyta; Magnoliopsida; Fabales; Fabaceae
Source: RefSeq, a predicted model, not a curated record